Centropristis striata (black sea bass) is the source of this 1133-nucleotide messenger RNA. RefSeq lists its product as uncharacterized. The record is from RefSeq and is a predicted model, not a curated record. Lineage: Eukaryota; Metazoa; Chordata; Actinopteri; Perciformes; Serranidae. Gene Ontology annotation, molecular function: protein dimerization activity. The transcript is spliced from 5 exons. The coding region runs from base 1 to 774 and encodes 257 amino acids.
AUGUUAACUUUCUGGCGAUCAAAGAAUAUCCACAUUAAAGAGGCAGGAGAUAAGCAACCUCCAGGCUCACACCUCAGUCACCUCCAGGACACCAUCCGCAGUCUCAACACCACGGCGGAGGAAGAAAGGGGGCGACGGAGGGGGGUUGAAGAGCAAGCAGGCAAGCCGGCUGGCCUGAGCAGCCCAUUUUGGGCACGUUUCCAGGAAGAGGUUAUGGCUCCAUAUUUGGAGAAGUUGAAGGCAAGUUUAGAAAGCUGGUUCAUAGAGCUGGAUCUUCUGGCUGCCUUCAAUGUCCUGAACCCAAAAACGUUGAUCAACAAGGAUCUAGAGGAGACGAGUGUUGCCGACCUGAAGUUGCUCGCCAACCACUUUCCAAGUAUUGAUGAAGCAGCACUUCUGUCAGAGUGGCUCGGCUUCAAGGUCCUUGUGGCUUCAGGAUCUCUCAAGGACAAGUCUCAGCUGCAGCUCAUGCAGGAGAUGGCCUCAGAGUUUGAUGAACUCCAUGGACAAUAUCCCUUCCUGAGUCAGCUGUCAGCCAUUGCACUCACAGUUCCAAUAUCCAGUGUGAACUGUGAGAGGGACUUUUCUGCAAUGAACAGAAUCAAGACAGACUUGAGGAACAGACUGCAGGGAGCCAGUCUCUGUGCCUGUCUGCGGAUCAGCAUAAACGGACCUCCAGUGAAUGAGAUGAACUAUGCAAGAGCGCAGGAGCUCUUCUUUGAGAAGCCAAGAAGAAUGGCAUGCAGUGACAAGUCUUGUCAACUUUGCAAAUAGUCAAUAGCCAAUAAGUGUUCUCUGCUCCUGAUUUUUUUCUGUUUCUGUUUUCUGAAUUUUCUGUUUGCUUUGUGUGCCAAGUAGGGUUGCCAACCGUCCCUUGAAAAACGGAAUCGUCCCGUAUUUAGAAACAAAAGCACCCCUCCCGUAUUGAGGUGAAAAGGGACGCACUUUGUCCCGUAUUAUUGUGACAGUCAAAAAAUAGUCGGUAAAUGCCAAUGAAAAUUUAAUAACAGGGCGCUUUAUAUGUAAACUUACGGUAAACUUGUUCCAAGGCCCCGUCCUGCUCUGUGACCAAUGAACUGACAGCAUAUUCACACACGAGUAUGACGAUACAGAAUACGCUCAUCCCAUUGGUC